AUGAGCAAAGAGAGAGCUUCUUUAUUUCAUAGGUUGAACGAUUAUAAACCCCUGCGGAAUACCUCAGGAAGCAUCAAGGAAGAAAAUGAUGCCGAGGGCUUGAUCUCAGAAAUAACCAAAGAAAUGGAGUCUUUAAGAAAUUCCAACUUAGUUCCAGGAGCAAGAAAAAUGCCAGGGGAGAUGGAUCGAUUUGAUAAACUAGAUAUGCUUAAUUUGGAGUCAGCUCUGGACAGAGAGAGAAGACCCAAACAGGUCCUUGCUGAGGCACCUCCGUUCACGUUAGACCGUGCAAUGAAAGUCAAAGAGAAGUACCAAUCCGACCUGUGGUUAGAAAUUGAACGCCUGAAUAAGGGUAUUGUGCAACAGGACCCAAAUAUGUCUUCCUUGGCACUUUUUAAUACACCUACCAACCCUGCGGAUCAAUGUGAAACUGAUCCAGUUGAGAACAUAUUUGAACAGAAUCUAAAGAUCAAUUUUUACAUCAGUUCCAGGUCCACAUCUCCUUCCCUACAUAGUGGAGAUGAAGCUGAUUCAGUUCAGAUUGUAGAUUCUGCUCAUCUCCCAGUUCACACACCAACAAUACGGAGAAAGAAAUAUCAUAGUAGAAUCCUGUUUCCACCUAAGUGUAAGACACACCAGUUCUUCCUCACCUCCUUCACGGUUCCCACCAGAUGUCACCAGUGCACCUCCCUGAUGGUGGGUUUGAUAAGACAGGGCUGCACUUGUGACGCAUGUGGGUUCUCAUGUCACACGACCUGUGUAGGAAAAGCUCCAAGAGCGUGUCCGGUGCCUUCCCAGCAGAAGAAAGCUGUCUGUCUAGACCCACAAGAAGGCAUGGGGACAGCCUAUGAAGGCCGUGUGUGGAUCCCAAAGAAAGCAGGAGUGAAAAAAGGAUGGCAAAGAGCAUUGGGUAUAGUUUGUGACUUCAAACUCUUCCUGUAUGAUAUGGAUGAAGAAAAAGCAUCGAAAUCCAGCGUUGUAGUGAGUCAAGUGAUUGACAUGAGAGUUGUGCUUUUUCUUCAGGGACAGAGCAUUUUCUGUCAGUUCUGUCUGGCCCUCGGAUUUUAG
Trichechus manatus latirostris (Florida manatee) is the source of this 1068-nucleotide messenger RNA. RefSeq names its product serine/threonine-protein kinase MRCK alpha-like. Gene Ontology annotation, cellular component: cytoplasm; cytoskeleton. Lineage: Eukaryota; Metazoa; Chordata; Mammalia; Sirenia; Trichechidae. The coding region runs from base 1 to 1068 and encodes 355 amino acids. Gene Ontology annotation, molecular function: protein serine/threonine kinase activity. The transcript has 12 exons. Gene Ontology annotation, biological process: peptidyl-threonine phosphorylation; actomyosin structure organization. The record is from RefSeq and is a predicted model, not a curated record.